GCACAAGUCUACCUGACCAGUUUACUUAAACGUGCGACCAGCACGUUUUUCAUUCCGAAAACUGGAGGAUCCUGUGCCCGGAAGAGACGUCCCAUCUCUCUCCCGUAUCUCGUCCAUCCGCGUUGUCACGUGUUUACGUCGUGUUUCGUGAAGCGCGCCUCGUGCCGCCGCCGAUUCCCGCGCAAUGCCACAGUUCACUGCCGCUAAUCGAACAGUACGCGUGUACAAAGUGGCGCACAUGGAGUACUUGCUACAAGCCCGCGGUCACCAACGCAGCUCUUCAGAUACACAGGCGUUCCGCGAGCGCACGAAGAGAGAUGCGAGGGACGAGCUGCAGCGCGAACUCGAGAAGCUGGAGACCACCGCCCGUGAGAACAAGAAGGCGAUGAUCAGCCGGCAGUUCGCCGGAUUCCAACACCUGUUCGAGCGUUUCCUGCAGGAGGAAGGCCCGUCUUUGGAAUGGGAUCAUAUUCAGAGGCUGCCCGAAGAUGCGGUCAAGGAUUACAAUUCCUUGCCGUCACCGGAGACGAACGAAGUGAAGGAGCUGUUGGAUAAAUUGGUUGUGGUGAAAUUGAACGGUGGUCUUGGAACGAGCAUGGGAUGCCACGGACCGAAAUCCGUGAUCGCUGUGCGGAAUGGACUUACUUUUCUGGAUCUGACUGUUCAGCAAAUUGAGCAUCUAAAUAAAACGUAUAGCGCUAACGUGCCACUCAUACUGAUGAAUUCGUUUAACACGGACGACGAUACGCAACGCAUAAUUAGGAAGUACAAAGGAAUCGAUAUAGACAUCUAUACUUUUAAUCAGAGCUGUUAUCCGCGCAUAAACAGGGAUUCUCUCCUUCCAAUCGCUAAACACUGUCAAAUUGAUGAGGAUAUAGAAGCUUGGUACCCACCCGGCCACGGAGACUUUUACGAGAGUUUCGAAAAUUCUGGUUUGCUCAAAAAAUUUAUUCGUGAGGGUCGCGAAUAUUGUUUUAUCUCGAACAUAGAUAAUCUUGGUGCUACAGUAGACAUAAAAAUCUUAAAGUCGCUGUUGAGCAAAAGGCCGGAACCGUCUCUUGAAUUCGUGAUGGAAGUAACCGACAAAACACGAGCGGAUGUCAAGGGUGGCACACUUAUAAAAUAUGAGGAUAAACUUCGUCUCCUUGAAAUAGCUCAAGUUCCCAAGGAUCAUAUCGACGAUUUUAAAUCUGUUAAGACAUUUAAAUAUUUCAACACCAACAAUCUUUGGAUUAAACUUAGUGCCAUUGAGAGAGUUCUUGAGCAAAAAGCGUUGAAUUUGGAGAUAAUUGUAAACAACAAAACCUUUACCAAUGGUCUAAAUAUAAUACAACUUGAAACAGCUGUAGGAGCAGCUAUGAAAUCAUUCGAAGGCAGUAUCGGUAUAAGUGUUCCGCGCAGUAGAUUUUUGCCAGUGAAAAAGACCUCCGAUCUGAUGCUUGUAAUGAGUAAUUUAUAUACACUGCGCAACGGAUCUCUCAUAAUGAGUCCUCAAAGAAUGUUUCCCACGACGCCUCUCAUCAAAUUGGGGGACAAUCAUUUUUCGAAAGUGAAAGAAUUUCUGACCAGAUUUCCGACAAUACCGGAUCUCCUCGAAUUGGAUCAUUUGACAGUGUCGGGUGACGUUACUUUUGGUAAAGGGGUAACGCUGAAAGGCACUGUCAUUAUAAUUGCCAAUCACGGAGAACGCAUCGAUUUGCCUUCUGGUACCGUUUUAGAAAAUAAAAUUGUGUCGGGCAAUCUACGCAUAUUGGAUCACUAAGUCGCAGCGGCGGGCAAAGAAGCGUCUUAAUUCAUCUCGCGGAGAUCGUGUGAAUGUUUGAGAGAACAGGGUUUGCGCAUCAGCAUCGUGCUUUUAGCAAUCAUGUCCUAAUUUAAAUUAACUAGUCAAGCGAUUCAAUUGUAUAUAUUUAUAAUAUUUUAGAGAGAAAGGCCAGAGAUAUAUUUCUAUAUAAAAAUUAUUUUACUGAAUUGUAUAUAAGAACUUAUAUAUAAAGAUUGAGAUAUCAAGAGAAAUUUAUAAUAUGUAAAAUAUAUACUGUUGUGUAAGUAUGGGAGUUUACAAGGCAUACUAUAUUACUAUAUUAUAAUGAAUAAAUGUUCUUUCAAAUUUUAA
Solenopsis invicta (red fire ant) is the source of this 2116-nucleotide messenger RNA. It is a transcript of the gene UGP, whose product is annotated as UTP--glucose-1-phosphate uridylyltransferase. NCBI's taxonomy places the organism in Eukaryota, Metazoa, Arthropoda, Insecta, Hymenoptera, Formicidae. Gene Ontology annotation, molecular function: UTP:glucose-1-phosphate uridylyltransferase activity. Bases 185 to 1762 code for a protein of 525 amino acids. The record is from RefSeq and is a predicted model, not a curated record. Gene Ontology annotation, cellular component: cytoplasm. Gene Ontology annotation, biological process: UDP-alpha-D-glucose metabolic process; glycogen metabolic process. The transcript is spliced from 10 exons.